Coffea arabica (coffee) is the source of this 3129-nucleotide messenger RNA. The record is from RefSeq and is a predicted model, not a curated record. NCBI's taxonomy places the organism in Eukaryota, Viridiplantae, Streptophyta, Magnoliopsida, Gentianales, Rubiaceae.
AUGGAUCGCCAAGUGAUAGGAAGGAGCCGGGGAAGACCCAUUAGACAACACCCGGAAGCGGGUGGUGAUAGGGAACCCGAGGUCGAUCAAGACCAAGGGCAGGAAGGUGUGGCCGGAGAUCGGGUGGCCACCGCAAUUGACCGUAUUACUGAAGUUCUCAAGCGAUUGACUGAGCGCCAAACCACUGAACCAGUGCAUCAACCAGGAGGCCCAGUUGACUCCGAUGAUCGGGCACUGGAAAGGUUUUUGAAAUUUGGACCUCCCAAAUUUUAUGGAGGACCCGAGCCGGAAGUGGCCGAAGGCUGGUGGGAGAGAAUCACUGAGAUUUUCGCCGCCUUGAACUAUACCGAGGAGCGAAAAGUGACUUUUGCUACCUUCCAGUUUGAGGGAGCUGCCCGCUCCUGGUGGAACCUGGAGAAGAGAGAGGAUGAUUUCAUUAGAUGCAAACAAGGGGCGAUGAGUGUCGCCGAGUAUGAAGUCCAGUUCACAAAGCUGUCACGCUUUGCACCUGAGUUGAUAGCCACCGAGCAAAGGCGUGUUCGGAGGUUUGUGCAGGGUUUGAAUGUGGAACUACAGGAAAGUUUAGCUGCUGUAAGGAUAGAUACCUUCGCUGAGGUUGUUGAAAGAGCGCAGCGAGUUGAAGUAGCCAGAGCUCAAGUGAAGUCUUUUCAGUCCAAGAAAAGAUUUGCUCCUAGCAGUAGUCGGGAGCCGACUUUUGGGAAUGCUCCACCGGCCAAAGUGGACCGAGGAACUAGUGGAGUGAAUAGUUCUGGAGCACCACGAGGCGCCCAAGCAAGAGGAAACGGGGCCAGGAAUGCAGGAGGACGAAAUAUUGGAGCUAGAGGGGGACCAAUUGGAAGAGGACAACCUAGGAAUCGGCCGCAAGGGGGUCGAGCAAUAGUUCCUCAAGUGACAUGUGCUUAUUGCAAGAAACCUGGUCAUUCUAUGGAUAGUUGCUGGAAGAAGCAAGGAAGGUGCUUGAGAUGUGGAAGUAGUGAGCACCAAAUCUCAGGAUGUCCAAAGGUGCAGGAAGGGACUCCUCAGAAAGCUAGACCAAACACUUCUGGAGGGAGCCGGCCAACAGUUCCUGCCAGAGUGUAUGCUAUAGAUGAUCAACCCGUACCUGAUUCCUCGGAAGUUGUGGAAGGUACACUUCCAAUUUUUCAUAGAUUAGCUAAAGUGUUAAUUGACCCUGGUGCAACGCAUUCAUUUGUAAAUCCAUCUUUUAUGUCUGGAAUAGAUGUGCAACCCGUUAGAUUACCCUAUGAUCUUGAAGUUAGGACACCAAUGGGUAAUAAGAAGGUAACCACUAGCUUGACUUAUAGGAAUUGCGAAUUCUGGGUUGGAGAGCAAAAAAUGUUAGUGGAUCUGAUCAGUUUGGAUAUAAAAGGUUAUGAUGUUAUCAUAGGAAUGGAUUUCCUAGGUCACCAUCAUGCUAAGCUUGAUUGCCGAGCGAAAGUAGUGGAGUUUUGUAUACCCGGAGAAGCAACCCUGAGGUUAGAUGUCAAAGGUAGGUUAGCAUCUUCUGCUAUGGUCUCGGGAAUACGGGCAAGGAAGAUGUUAUCUAAAGGAGCUCAAGGUUUCAUAGCCUUCUUAAUCAAUACUCCCAGUGAUCAAGUAAGAUUAGAAGAUGUGCUAGUGGUACGGGAAUUUGCGGAUGUUUUCCCCGAAGAAUUAACGACUCUACCGCCGGAGAGAGAAGUGGAGUUUAAAAUCGACUUGGUGCCUGGAACGGCUCCAAUUUCUAAGACUCCGUACCGAAUGGCUCCUGCCGAGCUUAAAGAGUUGAAAAUCCAAUUACAAGACCUGUUGGAGAAAGACAUACCCAAGACUGCUUUUAGUACAAGAUAUGGACAUUUUGAGUUCGCAGUCAUGCCUUUUGGUUUAACUAAUGCACCAGCUGCAUUUAUGGAUUUAAUGCAGAGAAUUUUUAAGAAAUACCUGGACCAAUUUGUAGUAGUUUUUAUAAAUGAUAUUUUGAUAUACUCCAAGACUCAGGAGGAACACGUUAAGCACUUGGAGAUAGUAUUGCAGAUACUAAGAGAGCAUAAGUUGUAUGCAAAAUUCAGCAAGUGCGAGUUUUGGUUAGAGGAGAUUUCCUUUUUAGGGCAUAAGGUUUCCAAAGAUGGAAUUGCCGUGGAUCCGGCAAAAGUUGAAGCCGUUAUGAAUUGGAAGCGGCCAGAAACUCCAACUGAAAUCAGAAGUUUCUUGGGUUUAGCAGGUUAUUAUAGGCGAUUUAUCCAGGAUUUUUCGAAGAUUGCAGGACCUAUGACCGAGUUAACCAAGAAAGGAAAUAAGUUUAUCUGGGCUCCAAAAUGCGAGUCAAGUUUUCAGGAGUUAAAGAGGCGUUUAACAUCCGCUCCUGUUUUGGUGUUACCUGAUGGAGACGAAGGUUAUGCCGUGUACUCCGAUGCCUCUGGAGAAGGUCUCGGAUGUGUUUUAAUGCAAAAGGGUAAAGUAAUUGCUUAUGCUUCCAGGAGGUUGAAGCCUCAUGAACAGAACUACCCAACUCAUGACCUAGAGUUAGCAGCAGUGAUUUUCGCCUUAAAGAAAUGGAGACACUACUUGUAUGGCGUGACUUUUGAGGUUUUUACAGAUCAUAAGAGCCUCAAGUAUUUGUUCUCCCAAAAGGAACUGAAUUUGAGACAAAGGCGAUGGGUAGAAUUUUUGGAAGAUUAUGAUUGUUCGAUCAACUACCAUCCAGGAAAAGCAAAUUCUUUGGGGACCAAGUUGAAAUUUAGUACUGCGUACCAUCCCCAAACCGACGGGCAAUCGGAAAGGACAAUCCAAACUUUGGAGGACCUGCUAAGGUCGUGUAUACUGGAUUUUGGAGCAUACCAGCUGAAAUUGCCUGCAAGCAUGGCUAAGAUUCACGAUGUAUUUCACGUUUCCAUGCUUAGGAAAUAUUAUCCUGACCCGAGCCAUGUGUUACAACUGGAAGGAAUUGAAGUGGAUGAGACACUAACCUAUGAAGAAGAACCAGUUAAGAUUUUGGAAAGAGAAGUGAAGGAGCUGAGGAACAAGAAAAUCCCUCUGGUAAAGAUGUUAUGGAGAAAUCAUGGACUGGAGGAAGCAACUUGGGAAUUAGAAGAGGAUAUGCAGAAAAAGUAUCCUGAUUUAUUUUCUUAG